UUUCUGUUGCGCCAAUAGGCUUAAGUUCACUUGACUUUAACCCAACCCAUCUACUUGUGCUCGAGUAGGGAAACCGGUAAGACUUGAGACACAGAAAACACCGUCUCAUUAGGAACACCUCACGCUUGCUUCAAGAUGUCUGUAUCAGAUUUAUCUGAUAGGAUACCUGUGCCAAAACCACGAGCAAGAUACUUGCUUGGAAUGGGUGCAUCAACAAGUGAUGGUGUUGGUCCAGAUGUUCAGGCUGAUACAAAGAUGAAUUUUGAAGAAGAGGUUAAUUACAAACAUAAGAUUAGUGUGGAAGAGCCAUUUAGUCAACUGCAUACCAUCUCUGCCUCUCCUGGCCUUCAAGAAAAUGCUGCCUCUAUAGCUUGUGAGGAUUUCACUGUGAUUCCAGUCUCACCAAAAUCUCUCAAUGAAUCUCUCAACCAAGUGUCCCCAGAUUUACCAAAAUCUCUCAGUAAGCAGCACCAGAAUUCCAACAAAGCAGGUUCUACAGACCAGAUGAUGGAUGUUCAAAUAGGGCUUGUUAGAAGCGAAGACAUGUGUCACGAUCCCAAAUCACAGAAGAACCCCGACAGGCCCAAUAAACCACGUGCUGCUACCAUUCGUGUGAGCAGAAGGAAGCAGACAUUAUCGCGGUUACAUAAGAUAGCUGCUACAUCUCAUUGUGAAAGUGUGGUGGCACAAUCCAGCUGGCUGGACGUAUGGAAGGGACGCAAGCACAAUGUCCUUUGGGCCACUCUAGAUGGUCAGCUCAUGUCACUUUGGAAAAAACGCACAGACAAGUUCACAGAAUAUGUGUUUCAUGUAACAAGCAUCACCAACAUAUGCAGGCAUGAUCACGGACACUUCUCUAUCUACUUUAGGAAAAAACACUUUGAGUUCAUGGCUCACAGUGAAGCUGUGCAAAAGGGUUGGGUGUCAUCUCUCCUUGCCUCUCGUGGGGGGGAACCAGUCGCUCCACCCAAACAGCAUGGGCCACUGACCAUGAAAGAUCCACGGAAAAAAGUGCAUGCAGCUAUCUGUGGACAUAACCUUUGGAUUUACAGCAAUAAAGAGGACUUCAGUUUAGGUCUCGGUAUGACAUAUGUAUCUAUGAAUAUAGCAUCCGUGAAGCUGACUGGCCGCCACACCUUUUGUCUCAUUACACCAUACAGGACCUUUAAUUUCUCUGCAGAAACAUCUAAAGAGGCGACUAUGUGGCUGGAUUGCCUGAAUGACGUGAUCCGCAGCGCACUGUCUUGCAGUAUGGUGGCCAAUCGGCUGUGGUCGAGUCCCUGGAAUAAAGUUUGUGCCGACUGUGGUGCUGCUAACCCUGAAUGGGCAUCUGUGAAUCUGCUGGUGGUCAUCUGCGAGGACUGCGCAGGUGAACAUAGAUCCAUGGGAAGUAACAGGUCCAAAGUGCGAAGUCUGAAACUAGAUAAUAAGGUCUGGACAGAACCCUUAAUUCAGGUGAGUUUUGUUAUGCUGCAGAACCAAUAACAAAUAUAGAUGCAAGCAGCAUUUAAGGGAAUCAACCCAACCGAGGGCACAGUGGGAAAUAUACAGUAUAUUGACAUCUCUGAUGAUGAGUUUUUGAAAAUCAGUUUUAAAAACGGUUAACCCCCUGGGGUCUGAGGGGGUUGGGGGCCCUUCAGAAGUUUUGACAUGUCCUGACAUUUGUGCUUUUUUCAGUUGUUUAUAAACAUAUUAAUGGGACUAUUACAGUCAAUGAAAUAAGGUCAGAAAACUCAAACUAAACAUAUAUUCACAAGACUUUUGAGUAUUGAAUCUUGUAGGCUAGAGAUUUUGCGACAAGGUGUAAAAAAACAUUCUGCUCACUCAUUCACAUAAAACAAUGUAGUGAUUUAACUUUUGUAAGAUACUUCUUGUUGUGGAAAGGCCAUAUGCGAUGGAGUUUCAAUGGCCAUGAAUAUUGAUGUGUUUCAUAACACAUCAAUAGAUAAAGACCCAACCCUUAAUGGGCCAAUGUGGAAUGUUGUGAGGCAGCUAUGAGAAAUAAUGUGAGGAGACUUGCGUAACGCAGGUGUAACACGGCGUGACAGGGCAAAAGACAAUAGAACCCAUUAUCAUGUCCACACUGGAUGCUACACGACACAACAAAUCGGCAUCUGGUGUAGACAGGGUGUGAAAGAAUAAAUUGUUUCUUUUUUGCAGUUUAUUUACAGUACAAAGUAAAUGUAAAAAACACACAGAAUGAUGCGGACACAAGAAAAAGUAAAUGAUUGUUAGCAUAUAUUGUACAGAGUACUAGUGUUGUAGUCAAGAACGCCUAAACCGAGACCAAGAUCAGAGUGUUUCGAGACCAAGACAAGACUAAGACUUUGAGGGGCUGAGACCAAGACAAGACCAACACCAACACUCCUUAAAUUAAUCUAAAAGAGCCACAUAACUUCAAAAAACACCCUUAAAUAAUAAUAAAUAUUAAAACAAAAUAAAAUUUAAAAAGUUGUUAUCUUUGGGUAAAUAAAUACAAACACUAGCACUUAUUUUCCGUGUUUUAUUACCCACUUAACACAUUGCAAUUAAAAAUGGCAAUUAUUCAACAUUUAAAGCAGAAAACCUUUAAAUAUACCCAACAAAUAUUGAAGUCUGUAAACUCUUUCAAUGAAGCAAUAAUAGUAAUUUAAAAGUAAUAAUAAUUAUACUUUAUGUAAAAUUGAGAGUACAAACAAAAACAAGUUUUCACCGUUUCACAAAUUUAAUUUAAAAGCAUGUAAACAUAUAUUAUAAUAUAGAUAAAUAAACAAGACAUCACACAAGUUUUUUGCAAUCAUAUCUUGGAUUUUGUGGGCUUUUCUAUUAAUUUUGUUGACAGAUUUAUUUUUGACAAUCCUGUCACAGCCUGUUUCUACUGCCCUGGGUCUCCACCUGAGGGCGCCAUAUUGCUUUAUGUUUCUGCCUGUUUUAUAAGGACUCCAUAUCCCAUCAUACCUUGUGUCUUGUGAUUGUUAACUGGUUUCAGAUGUGUCUCAUUUCCUGUUUGUCCCUGCAUCUGUGUAUUUAUAAUAAUAAUAAUAAUCAUUCAUUUUUAUUUAUAACACACUUUAUAUUAACAAGAAUCUCAAAGUGCUACAAAUUAAAAACAAAAGAAGCAAAAGAAGAAAAGAAACAAUAAGUUCAAAUAAAUUAAAAGCUUGUCUAAAAAGGUAAGUUUUAAGGCCAGACUGUGGUGUCCUCAGAUGGUCAGGGCAGUGGUGGACUGGUCGUGUGGAGCACCGAGAGUUUCUUGUUGAGAUAGAAUCAGUCUUGUUAUAUGUCCUGUCCAUGUUGAAAUCAGGACUAAGAGAGUCGACCCUGAGGGAGUAUGUAGCAGCUGUUUCUGACUGCCGCUCAGGCUAUGGAGGUUGCUCAGUGGGCUCUCAACCUCUUAUCAAAUGCUUCCUGAAAGGGGCUCGUAGAUUGCGUCCAUCUCAGUCUCGGUUAAUUCCCGCAUGGGAUCUGGGAAUUGUUCUGAAGGCCCUGACAAAAUCCCCCUUUGAACUACUGGACAAAUUGCAAAUUGGCAUACA
Triplophysa rosa is the source of this 3515-nucleotide messenger RNA. RefSeq names its product arf-GAP with Rho-GAP domain, ANK repeat and PH domain-containing protein 1-like. NCBI's taxonomy places the organism in Eukaryota, Metazoa, Chordata, Actinopteri, Cypriniformes, Nemacheilidae. Gene Ontology annotation, molecular function: GTPase activator activity. The record is from RefSeq and is a predicted model, not a curated record. The transcript has 11 exons. Bases 136 to 1485 code for a protein of 449 amino acids.